This is a messenger RNA of Marmota flaviventris (yellow-bellied marmot), 2715 nucleotides long. It is a transcript of the gene Slc43a1, whose product is annotated as solute carrier family 43 member 1. NCBI's taxonomy places the organism in Eukaryota, Metazoa, Chordata, Mammalia, Rodentia, Sciuridae. Gene Ontology annotation, biological process: transmembrane transport; neutral amino acid transport. The record is from RefSeq and is a predicted model, not a curated record. Gene Ontology annotation, molecular function: L-amino acid transmembrane transporter activity; neutral L-amino acid transmembrane transporter activity.
GGGGGUCUUUCCUGGGGCAAGAGGCCAAAGAGGCCAGACAUGGGCUAGGGGAGGCUUCAGGGCGCGCUUUGUACCUUACUGAAUUUUGGAGACUUGGGGAGUUCUGGUUUGGCCUCCAAGAGCUGGCUCUGCGCGCCAUGGCCUGGGUGGGAGAGCCCGGCAGCACGCCAAGAAGCUUCUGUGCGCAGACAGGACCUUCCUUGUUUUUGAUAGUGGCCCGGCGGGAACCCAGCGCCGCGUGCGUUCCUGGCACUGCCAGAGCGCGCCGAGCCAGCUUGGUAGAACUGGCUAGGAAGCUCUGGGUUCUAUGGGCCUUCCAUGAAGGUUCCAUCGCGGGGUGGCACAAGGGAUCUCAGGAGCUACCAUGAUGCAGUACCCUUCCCAGGGGCCGUUGGGAGGUCCUUCGCUCAGCGUUCUCUUUCUCUGCAAUCUCUCGGCCAGAAUGGCCCCCACGUUGCAACAGGCGUACCGCAGGCGCUGGUGGAUGGCCUGCACCGCUGUGCUGGAGAACCUCUUCUUCUCUGCGGUGCUCCUGGGCUGGGCCUCCUUGCUGAUCAUACUCAAGAACGAGGGCUUCUAUUCCAGCUUAUGCCCAGCUGAGAACAUCACCACCAACACUACCCAGGACCAGCAACACCAGUGGCCCAGCUGUGACCAGCAGGAAGAGAUGCUCAAUCUUGGCUUUACCAUUGGCUCUUUCCUGCUCAGUGCCACCACCCUGCCACUGGGGAUCCUCAUGGACCGCUUUGGCCCCCGGCCCCUCCGGCUGGUUGGCAGUGCUUGCUUCGCUGCAUCCUGCACCCUCAUGGCCUUGGCCUCUCGGGACACGGAAGUCCUGUCUCCAUUGAUAUUCCUGGCGCUGUCUCUGAAUGGGUUUGGUGGCAUCUGCCUCACGUUCACUUCACUCACUCUGCCCAACAUGUUUGGGAACCUGCGCUCCACUUUCAUGGCCCUCAUGAUUGGCUCCUAUGUCUCUUCUGCCAUCACUUUUGGAGGAAUCAAGCUGAUCUACGAUGCUGGGGUGCCCUUUGUGGUCAUCAUGUUCACCUGGUCUGUCCUGGCCUGCCUUAUCUUUCUGAAUUGUGCCCUCAACUGGCCCAUGGAAGCCUUUCCUGCUCCUGAGGAAGGUGCUUACAAGAAGAAGAACAAUCUUGCUGGACUGAACCUGGACCACAAGCUCACGGGUGACCGCUUCUACACCCAUGUGACCAACGUGGGUCAGCGGCUGAGCCAGAAGGCUCCCAGCCUGGAUGAGGGGGCUGACGCGUUUCUCGCAUUCCAGGACGCCCGUGACACCUCAGAAGACCUUCCUGAGAGGGCACCCCCUGCUGUCUCUCCACAGUCUGUCCCCUUCCGCAAGAGCCUCUGCUCCCCCAUUUUCCUGUGGAGCCUUGUCACCAUGGGCAUGACCCAGCUCCGAGUUAUAUUCUACAUGGCCAUCAUGAACAAGAUGCUGGAGUACCUCAUGACCGGUGGCCAGGAGCAUGUGACGGAUGAGCUGAGACAAAAUGUGCAAGAGACAGUUGGGUUCUACUCCUCCAUCUUUGGGGCCAUGCAGCUGCUGUGCCUUCUCACCUGCCCCCUCAUUGGCUACCUCAUGGACUGGCGGAUCAAGGAUUGCGUGGACUCCCCAAAUGAGGGCACUGCUCUCGGAGAUGCCAGGGAUGGGGUCACCACCAAGUCCACCAAACCACGCUACCGCAAGAUCCAGAAGCUCACUAAUGCCAUCAACGCCUUCACCCUGACCAACCUCCUCCUUGUGGGUUUUGGUUUCACCUGCCUUAUCAGCAACUUACACCUCCAGUUUCUGACUUUUGUCCUGCACACCAUAGUUCGAGGAUUCUACCACUCGGCCUGUGGGGGCCUGUACGCUGCCGUGUUCCCAUCCAACCAUUUUGGGACGCUGACAGGCCUGCAGUCUCUCAUCAGCGCCGUGUUUGCCCUCCUCCAGCAGCCGCUCUUCAUGGUCGUGGUGGGACCCCUGCGAGGAGACCCCUUCUGGGUGAACCUGGGUCUCUUGUUAUUCUCACUUCUGGGAUUCCUGCUACCUUGCUACCUCUUCUACUACCGUGCCCGGCUCCAGGGGGAGUAUGUCACCCAUGAGCCAGGCCCACAGAAGACGCUCAGCAUCUCCAAGGGGGCAGCAUAGACGUCUGAGGCCAAGAAACUGGAUGACAGGAAACGAAGGCUUGAGAGACCAAAGGGAACACCCGGACGGCUCCCUACCUGUCACAUGUGCAUGGAGCCCGGAGCCGUGCAUUUAAAAAAUACCAAGAGAAGGUCUAUUUUUAUAGGGACUUGCAAAAAGGGGUGGGGAUAACCUUAAGACAAUAUUUCCCAAAGCAACUCUCCAGGGACUGAAGAAGCCUGUGCUGGAGGAAUUGGGCCUUCUUCCUUGGACAGAGGAGACCAAGGCGUGAGGCUGCCCUUUCUCCAGGCCUUUGUCCCAGGGGCCUCAAGGGUCCUGUCUUCUGGUGCCUCUGGAGGACUGUGGGGUCAGUGAGCAGGCUACCCCUGCGGCCCCAGCUGCCAGGAGUGUGAGUACCUGUGUGUGCUGUGACAUACCUUCCCCCAGAGGAAAGGGGGCUCAAGGUACUGGCUGUGUCCUGUACGGGGUGCGGGGACAAGCCCCUUGCAGGACUGGAGGGCAGGUUCCCUCUCUGGUGCUGCUGCUCUCAGAUCCGAGAGGAAAUAAAAAGGGAGUGGGAGACUGGC